Sceloporus undulatus (fence lizard) is the source of this 6865-nucleotide messenger RNA. RefSeq names its product zinc finger and BTB domain containing 21 (gene ZBTB21). Gene Ontology annotation, molecular function: protein binding; RNA polymerase II cis-regulatory region sequence-specific DNA binding; DNA-binding transcription factor activity, RNA polymerase II-specific. Lineage: Eukaryota; Metazoa; Chordata; Lepidosauria; Squamata; Phrynosomatidae. Bases 247 to 3393 code for a protein of 1048 amino acids. The transcript is spliced from 3 exons. The record is from RefSeq and is a predicted model, not a curated record. Gene Ontology annotation, biological process: regulation of transcription by RNA polymerase II; negative regulation of DNA-templated transcription. Gene Ontology annotation, cellular component: nucleus.
GAUGACGUCAAAUUCAAGAUGGAUGGAAUCACGGCGGUGGCGGCAGCAGCAGCGCGCGCGGCGGAGUCGUAAAGGGAGGCGGGGCGGGAGGAAAGGGGGGAACCCGUCCUGCGGCGAAACAGACUGAGGUACAGACUUCAAGAUAAUCGUAAAUUAUGGAGAAAAUGUGAUUCUGCAUGUAAGAACUCUGUGGCUUUGGGGUGUAUUUGAGAAGAAGAAAAGAAAGCUUUGUGGUAAAUCUAAAUCAUGGAGGGACUCUUACAUUAUAUAAAUCCAGCACAUGCUAUUUCUCUUCUCAGUGCUUUAAAUGAAGAACGUCUGAAAGGGCAACUCUGUGAUGUUGUCCUUAUAGUUGGAGACCAAAAAUUUCGAGCCCAUAAAAAUGUUCUGGCUGCCAGCAGUGAAUACUUUCAGACUCUGUUCACUAAAAAAGAAAAUGAAUCUCAGUCAGUAUUUCAGCUUGACUUUUGUGAACCAGAUACUUUUGACAAUGUUUUGAAUUACAUUUACUCAUCAUCUUUGUUUGUUGAGAAAAGCAGCCUUGCAGGCGUGCAAGAAGUGGGCUACAGUCUCGGAAUUUCCUUUCUUACGAACAUUGUCUCUAGAAGUCCUCAAGUUCCUUUACCUGCAUGUCCCCUUAAAAAAAUAGUGUUCCAAGAGGAAGAUGAAAGCAGCUCCCAAAAAAGAAGUGUCAUAGUUUGUCAAAGCAAAAAUGAAACACAACGGGAAAAUGUUGGUCAAAUCCCAUAUGACAUAAGCCAUAAUUCUCAACCUUUGUCCUCAAUUGCUGUCAAAACUAAGAGACCACAAACUCAGCCACCUGAGUUUUUACAUAGCUUGUCAUUAAAUGAAAGGAGAUGGUUGAAAGACAGUUCUUUAAGAUACUCAAAGUCUCAUGAAACCUCAGGUGCAUUGGAUGAUCAAAACAGAAUUAAAAGGAAUGCAGCCUUGUCACAAAAAACACUUCCAGACAAGGACUCAGUGGCAGAUGAACCAGGAGGAAGUGAUCAGCUUCUAAAAGGAAAAAUAACUGAAGUGCCCUUGAAGAGGCCUUGUCCACCAGUUGUGUCUCUAUGCAGCUCAUCGGAAUCUACAUUUCUGUUAAGAGAGACAGGAAAAGGAGCUGGUCCAGGAGAAGACAGGAAUUUGUUGUACUAUUCAAAGUUAGGAUUAGUAGUCCCUUCUAGGGUGUCUGGUCCUGAAAACCAAAGUAUUGACAGGAGUGGACCACUUGUAAAAAGUCUCCUUCGGAGAUCACUGUCCAUGGAUAGUCAAGUUCCUAUGUAUUCAUCAUCUUUUGAUCUGAAGCUUUCUCAAGAAUCUUCAGUGGUGAACAAAACAGAAGGAAGAAUGUUAAAUGUAAUCUCUCAAAAGGCAUCUGUACAAGAGUCUUCAGAAAACACAGCUCCUGAUGACAGGAGACAGGUAAUGCAUCCACAUCGCCUUAGAUCCUUUAGUGCCUCCCAGUCAACAGAGAGGGAGGCAACUUCUCCUCUUAGGGAAAUACGGAUAAAAACUGAACCUAGCAGCCCACUCUCAGAUCCUUCCGAAAUAAUAAGAAUUACAGUGGGGGAUGCAUCAUCAUCUGUCAAUAAAAGUAACUCUGUUAAAACUGAAGGUGAAUAUAGAGAUCUUAGUAGACUUCCAGCUAAAAGAAGAUUUCAAGCAGACAGAAGGCUGCCACCCAAAAAAAUUAAGGUUGAUGAACAUGCUUCCCCUGAAUCAGAGGACAAUUUUGAGGAAAACUCAAAUCCUAUCCCUUUUGUUGAGUACCCUGAUUCUGACAUUAGCAAAGAUGAAUGUGGUGAACUAGAAGAAACAAAGCCUAGCAGAAAGUUUAAGUGCAAACACUGCCUUAAGAUUUUCAGAUCAACGGCAGGCUUUCAUCGUCAUGUCAACAUGUACCAUAACCCUGAAAAACCAUAUGCCUGUGAUAUUUGUCAUAAGAGAUUUCACACAAACUUCAAAGUUUGGACACAUUGCCAGACACAGCAUGGGAUUGUGAAGAACCCUUCACCUGCUUCCAGCUCACAUACUGUCUUGGAUGAAAAAUUCCAAAGGAAAUUAAUUGAUAUAGUGAGAGAACGAGAGAUUAAAAAGGCUCUGAUUGUUAAAUUAAGGCGUGGCAAGCAAGGAUUUCAGGGACAGGCUGGGUCACAAGCACAAGUUAUUAAAAGAAACCUAAGGUCAAGAGCCAGAGGAGCCUACAUUUGUACCUACUGUGGGAAAGCAUAUCGCUUCCUAUCACAGUUUAAGCAGCACAUAAAAAUGCACCCAGGGGAAAAAUCAGUUGGAGGUUUUAAGGCUCUUAAACCGAAAGAGGAUACUCGCAUUGAAAAUCCAGUAGAAAACAAAAAGGUUUAUCAGUGUCGUCUUUGUAAUGCUAAACUUUCUUCUCUUAUUGAACAGGGAAAUCAUGAACGGCUCUGUCGGAAUGCAACCGUUUGUCCUUACUGCAGCCUUCGAUUUUCUUCUCUAGAGCUGAAGCAUGACCAUGAAAUCACAUGUGAAUACAAGAAACUUACUUGUCUAGAUUGUAUGCGCACUUUCAAAUCUUCCUUCAGUAUUUGGCGUCAUCAAGUUGAAGUUCACAAUCAAAAUACUAUGACUCCCACAGACAAUUUUUGUUUACCUGUUCUGGAACACAAUGGUGAAGUAAGUAAUACUUCACGGCUGCAUUCCCAGUCAGAGACUAACAGAAUGAACAACUUUGUUGCAGCCAAAGAAGAUAGUGUCUUCAGUGAUUCCUCGGAACAUAAUAAUUUUGAUUCAGAAGAUUCCUCAUGCCUCCCUGAAGAUCUUAGUGUUUCCAAACAAUUUAAAGUUCAGAUCAAAGAAGAACCUGCAGAUGACGUAGAGGAAGAGGUCUCUGAAGGCAGUCGGGAACACAAAGAAAUGGUGGCUAAUAAGGAUACUGGGCUGUGGCCUUGUGAAAAGUGUGGGAAAAUUUUUACUAUACACAAACAGCUAGAGCGUCAUCAGGAACUUCUGUGCUCUGUAAAGCCCUUCAUUUGCCAUGUGUGCAACAAGGCCUUCCGAACCAAUUUUCGUCUGUGGAGUCAUUUCCAGUCCCAUAUGGCGCAACCUACAGAGGAGCCGGUGCGUAAAGAACCUGACAUAUGCACAUCAGCUAAUUCUCCAUCACCCCCACCUUUGCCUCCACCCCCACCUCUGCCCAAAAUACAGCCUUUGGAACCUGAUAGCCCUACAGCCUUGUCAGAAACCCCUUUGGCUACUGAGAAAUUAUUUGUUCCACAGGAGUCCGACACACUAUUUUACCAUGCACCACCACUUUCAGCUAUCACCUUCAAAAGACAGUAUAUGUGCAAACUCUGUCACAGGACAUUCAAAACUGCGUUUAGUCUUUGGAGUCAUGAGCAGACACAUAAUUAGGGGGGGAGUACAAAGAGUGCCUAUAGGGAGUUUUAUAAAAUUCUUUAAUUUCCAUGUUUCUAAAGAUGUAUCAUUGAAAUGAAACAUAUGCACAUACAUAUAGAGGGACAAGAACCCUUAACAAUUAAAUGCUCUUUUGGUUGUGGAGAUUAUGGUAAACUAAUUUAUUAGCAAAUUGUUCACAGUUCGCGGUAUUGUGGUCUAGGGUUUAGUUACAGAAUAUUACAAUCAUUAAAAUAUGAUUACAUCUUCCCCAUCCUAUGAUGCCAGUAGAAAUGACUUCAUAUAGAAAAAGCAACAACAAAGUUAAGAGUAGUAGGAGUCCUACAGUUAGUUUAUUGUUUUCACAGAGAUUAUUUUAAUGAGCUCCAUAUAAAUAUUAGUUAUUCAUUUGACCAUAAGGGAAUAUGUGGUUUGAGUGCUUUGCUGUGUUGACUUUGAAUGCUAGCAAUAACAAAUAAAACCUCCUUUGAGCUAACUUGACCAUUAAUGAAAACUGAUUUAUAUGGAAUUUUUUGUUACUGACAUUUUAUGUAUGGAUAUUGUGCAAGAUACAAUACAAUUUAAGGUUAGCAAUAUCUGAAUAUCUGAAUUUUUAUAUGUAAAGUAGCAGCCAGGCUGCCUCCAGCUAUUUUAAAGAGUUUUUGAAGGAAGAAUGUAGGAAUAAGAAAUACUGUACUUCUUUAUUUGAUCCUCAGAGGUUGAUAUUCUGUAGAUAUUUUGGUAACAAGAAUUAUGUGAUGAACAGCAGGCAUCAGAUAUCUUAAUGCAAAUUGCAUUACUUUUAAGAUGAAACAGCAUUGAAUGAGUGUCAAAAAUUACAUUUUAUGUUGUUUCUUCUGACCUGUCUUUGGUGUGGACGUGUUUUAUUACAAUAGAAUGUAUGAAUAUGCUAGUUUGGAAUAUGAGGAGUCGUCAUAAUUACGUUAGAUGGUAGUUGGGAGCUUAACAGGGGUUAUGAGAAAGUUCUGAAUAAAAAGUUAAAAUGUAUAUCAUUACAUAUGUGUAAAUAAAAUAAAAAUGCAGAAUCUCUAUUACGUAUGCCUAGGUCAUAAAAGGGGGCAGUGCAACACAACAAAUGUUGCAUUUCAUAAAUACAGGGCUCAAAAUUAGCAGAAUGUUUCUGUCUGUCCUGUAAUGUACUUUGGGCAUUUUUGUACAUUUGUUUAAAAAAGAGUAAUUAAAAUAUUUGAGUCUCAAUCCAGUGCAGCGUUAAGUAUGAUUAAGACAACAGAUCUCAGGGGGUUUAAGCAUACCUAAUCACUUAAUUGUGGCAUUGGACUACAAUCAUGCUUGCUGUUAAGAGCAUGUAAACCCAUUCACUCCACUACAUAUUAGCCAUUCAUAUUAGCUCACACAUUCAUUACCUUUUUCUAAGGCAGUGGUCAGAAUACAUUUCCAAAAAGUUUCUAUCGCUCAGAUGUAUGCAAAACCCUCUGUGUGCACAGAGGUUUACAUUUAUUCAUCCACACAUUUAUUCAAAUGUGCAUAUUGAUUCUAUUGAAGUUGAGAGAGAUGAGUGAAGUAGGGUGACAAAUAAUAGCAGACUUUUGCCCUUAAAUAGCAGAAUAGAAUCAUUAACAUAGAUACUUACCAGGAGCUACUUUCAAUUCUCUUUCCUGGUCAAGAAUUUAGACUUAAAACUGUGUGGUGUAGUAGAGUGAAUGUUGGAGUACAACUCUGGAACCAGGGAUCAAAUCUCUGGUUGGCCUUGGAAACCCACUGGACUUGGGCAAAGUCACACACUCUCAUCUCUGGAGGAAGGCAAAGGCUAACCUCUAAACAAAUCUUUCCAAGAAAAGCCCAUGACUUAGGAUCACCAUAAGUCAGAAACAUCUUGAAAGGCACACAACAACAGCUUAUUACUAGUGACAUCUUAGAGACUUGCUGUAAUGGACUUUCACCUUAAUGAACAGUGAGGGCACAAAUGCUGCAAAUUCAUUGAAAUUACAGUAGUUUGUGAUUAAUUAUUGGUUUAUUAUGGCACAGCACAGCAAUGUUUGAUGCUCAGCACUAACUGAGUAGCUGUGAUUCAUUCAUGCUUUAUAAGGAGUGAAAGUAAUUUUGUUUCUGAGUAUAUUUUUAUGGGAUUGAGUGCCCGUGUGUGUGUGUGUGUGUGUGUGUGUGUGUGUGUGUGUGUUAAGGCUUUUAAAUUUUCAUUUUUGAAAAACAGUUCUAUACCCCUGCUAGGAUUAUUUUAAAACUUGCCAGUACUAAAAAUUUAAAACGGUUUAGAUGCAGAUUUUGAUAAGGCAUGGGGAAAUGCUUUUCAAGAAUCUAAGUAAAAGUCACCUGUCAUGUGUAUGUAUUCUGUUUUCUUUCAAACUUAAUCCAAGUGGCAAAGCUCUAGAUCAGGGGUGCAGAAAUUAUGGAUGCUAAGGCUGUUUGUGUCCCCUAGUACCUAAUGUUUUUGUCCCCAAAAAGUUCCCCAGGAAUGUGGGAAGUAAUUUCUUCAUGUAUUGGGGUCCCCUGUUUUAGCCCCAGGAGAAGCUUUUUACAACAGGAAGUGACCCUUUUGGGAAGAAAGGGUUUCUUCUUUACCUAAAAAUGGCCCAAAGAAGAUGAAAACGAGGGGAGGGUGCAUUUGGAUGCAUUUAAAAAAAAAAAAUACUUGGUGGAUGUAGCCCUCCAAGAUCCUGUCCCAGGGGCCAGUGUGGUCCAUGACAAUUGCCCAUUUCACCUCUAGAAAUAUGGAAGGUGUAUAAAGCAUUGGGCUUUCUUACUCUAUUCCCUGGGAACUCCAGUUAAUGCCAAGGCAGCGAUAGGGAUCCUUGGGCCUUGCGGAUGCUUUAAAUUACAGUUACAUAAUUCCUUAUCAGUGCCCAUGCAUUAGCUUCUUGGAGGUGAAUUCCAAAACAGAUGACUGAAGAUUGCAUUGAGGCAUUACUUGGAUUUCAUGUGGAAUAUGAUAUCAAGCUCUUUAAAUAAAAAUGUGGCUUGCAUAGGAGUGUUUGUAUGCAACCAUGAAUACUGAUGCAAUCUCCUGUCAGCACCGACAACUUAACCAAGCAAAACCCAGGCAUGCUGUGGAGUUAAGCCAUCUAGUGGCUGAGCAGCUGUGCUACAAACACAGUGGCUCCUGAUCAAGCUGCAUACAUUGUCUAUGAGAAGAGCAGGAGAUUGCAGGCUUCCAAGUGGACACUUGCAGCAGCUGCUUAAAUUAGCUGCAACACUGUCACUGUUUAUGGUAGCACUGUUGCAGUAAUUAUACUCUCAGAGCUUCAGUAUUUGUUGAGGAUUAGUUGCCUGUGCUGGUGAUGGAGAAAGUUUGAGGAUCACAUUUCUCCCACUGAAUCAAGGCAAAGGAAUAUGCUACUUGAUAAAAUCAUGUUUACUCUAAUAGGAUUCUUUCAGGACCUUAAUUUCUUGUAGCCCACUGAUAGGGUUGCCAUAACCCGGCUGCAACCGGGCUUUUCCCGCUUUUGGCGGCACCUGCUCGCUCACGUCACAGGUGCCGCCAAAAACCGGGAAA